This is a messenger RNA of Dermacentor andersoni, 6024 nucleotides long. RefSeq names its product glass bottom boat (gene gbb). Gene Ontology annotation, cellular component: extracellular region. The record is from RefSeq and is a predicted model, not a curated record. Gene Ontology annotation, molecular function: growth factor activity; cytokine activity. Lineage: Eukaryota; Metazoa; Arthropoda; Arachnida; Ixodida; Ixodidae.
CAUAUCGCACGAAGUGUCCGGCAACACUGCACUUUGACAGGCGACAGUAAUACGAAACAAAAUGUGCCUGUUGCGUUUCAAAAUCCUGAUGUCGGUUUGCAUAUCAUUGCUCGUUUUGUCAGUGCACGUUUGUUCUGGCGCUUAUUAUGCGGACAAUGGCGUGGACCAGACUAUCAUUUACCGCACGUUGCCGAAGUCUGACAGGCGUGAAAUGCAGCAAGAAAUCUUGAACUUGUUGGGCUUAGACCACAGGCCCAAGCCGAAGAUCCACGAGCGAAAGUUCUCAGCACCGCGUUAUUUGCUCGAUCUUUACAACUCCUUCAAGGAUGAAGACAACGGGGAUAUUCACCUCGAUGCUGCGAAGGCACACAAUGAAUUCAUAACAAACAACCAGAGCUUGCGGAUGAUCAAUGAUUCUGAUGUUAUCAUGAGCUUUCUCAACCAUGCCCAUCACCAUUCACCUCACCUACGCCAUGACAACGAAAAACGGUUUUGGUUUGACGUCAGUGAAGUAUCUCCACAGGAGAAAAUUCUAAAGGCGGAACUCAACAUCUACAGAGACGCUGCAGCCAGUAGUUUGCCAGUGGACCACGCAUGCACGCUUGAGAUCAGCGUACUUAGGCAUGGGAUCAAAAUUGAAGACGUUGUACUCCAACACGUGGACAAUAUUACAAUAGAUGAAAAGACUCAUGGGUGGCUUACCUUUAACGUCACUGACCCAUUUCUGACUUGGGUAGCAUUUCCUAAUGAGAACAUGGGUCUCUUUUUGCAAACUCAUUGCAGAACAUCAGGCCACAAUAUGCACCCCCACGAGUUGCACCCGCAUGAUCUGGGCCUAGUAGGGUCAGGGGGCCGCAGUGACCUGCAACCAUUCAUGGUGGCCUUCCUGCGUGAUGGGGGCCCUGGCCGUCGUCGCCAUCGUGUUCCUCGAGCUACCCGCAAGCGCCAUAGUGCUGACGUCAGCUACCCUGACCGUCAUCAAAAGAACCCAUACUUUGACACACGACCACCUGGACGAAGGAACAGCUGCCAGAAGCGAGACUUGUUUGUCAGCUUUAAAGAUCUUGGGUGGCAGAUUUUACAAUGGAAAACGUUGCAACAUCAGACAAGCUGUGACAUGGAGAAAUGUUUGGUGGAUUGUUGCAAGGUACCAGGUUCCAUUCUGUGUUGUCAUUCUUCUCAGGUUCCUACUGUUUGUUUUUGCUGGCUGUUUAACCCUUUCUCGUCAUACGAUUCCUUUAGUAAUGGUAAUGCUUUAUGAGAAAUAUACAACACGGAGAAAGACAGGCCAAUGCUAAUUUGAGAAAUGAGUGCCACCAACUGCAGUUAUGUAAUUUGUUGGAUUAGUGUCUCGGAUAAGAUAGUUCUCCCUUAAAUUUCACACAUGUUUACCCACAUAUUUACCCACAUGUUUUGUCACGCUUAGGCUAUGCCCGGGCACCACAUAUUUGUGCUCGCUGCUUAAGGCAUGUUACAAGCUAAGUAGUUUUAAAAUAGUUUUCUUCACAGUGAUAUAAUCGUGAACAGAAGUUUGAAGAAACAUAAGCUGUCUACACUACUGAAUUCGUGACAGAAGUCUUUGACAUGUGGUGAAAAUUUCUGCUGGGUAUUUGAACAAAUUCUACCCUCUCUCUUUUAAUGGCCAAAUGUUCAGACUAUGAAUGAGUUACUUUAAUAACAAAAUUUGGACAAGGAAGGGUUAAACAUACAACUUGAUCUGUGCCUCAAGCUCUGUGACAAAAUUGCCUUUGUAAUAACUUUUCUUGUGCAUGGUCAUUGAUUUUGAUUUCACAUCGGCAUUGUUAAGUUGCGAUGUAGCUGUUUGUUUAUUUGUGUUUGCUGUUGUGCUGGAGGGCUCAGCCUUCUUUCCAUGCUUUUUCUUUGUGUAAUCAUAACAUUGUUCCUUAGCAGGGACCACAAAAUACUGGAAUAACUCUUUCCUUGCUGUUGGACGUGGUCACACAGUUUUACGGGGACCAUAUGUGGGCCACAUAAAUGCACAUUCGACUUGUGCUAAUUGAAAUUCACAUAAGUCAACAUAAUGGUUAAUCCAAACAGAUCUCAAAUUUUUAGUUAGCCCAUUAUGUUUUCAGUGAAUUUAGAAAUGACUUGACCUCACAUGGCUCGAACAGCAGUGCUGUCAGUGGUACUGCAAGUGCCGCACCUUGAUAGCACACGAAGUGAGACCAAUGGAAAUUCAUUGGCAUUUGUUCCUCAAGAGGAAAGCUACUGUUUGUUCACACGAUGACUAUGCCAGGAGCAGAAGGCAGAACUCUGCCUUGGCUUCGCUGCAGACCUAAUCGAGCGAAGCUUGAGGGUGUGUCCACUUGGCAUCACCGUUUUUCCAGCGAAAUGCACUGCAAAUCUCUCGUAUCGCUGAAAACCUUCUAAACCUCUGCGUGAAGGUUGUGCAUGCGCUGUCGAUACCACAAGAGCGCAGUGGCGGUGCCAACAGUGCAAACAUGCCUUGAUUCAUACAAUUGCUAUCACAAUGACAAAUGAAUCUUUACCUUUGUUUUCUCCAAAUGUAUGUCUUUCAACUUGGGAAGUAGACUCCCACAUCUGAGGGCAUUUUGUAAAACAUUCAGUAUUAGACAGGUCAAGCUUCUAAAUUGCACACGUGAAUGGAUGCAGUCAUGUUAGCUCCUUGGGGUGUUCAGCCUAAUAAAAGAUUGUUUGUGCAGUGCUUCAGUCUCCAAGCAUGAGAUGAUCAUGCGCUGUUAUGCUGCCAUCAGACUACACAGGUUGUCAGAAUCCAGUUGCUUCUGAAUUGUCCUUUCUUGAUUUCGGAGCCUCGAAUCGGCAUGUAGCAGAAUCGUGGCAACUGGAUAGAACAGCUUAUUCAAGCAAGUUCUUUUGGUUACCUCAGACUUUCGGUUUCUCUGGGAGAACAAGCUGGGCUGGAAACAGUCAAUUGGGGCCCAUUUCUAAAACAUGGAUAGCUGAAGCAUACUUAUGUUUGCUGUUCAGGCUGAUUUUCAUGUUGGCUGGCACCACUAUAUGUAGGUGUCAGCAAUUCGGUUGCACAGUUUUUUGCUCGCCCAUUGUGUUCUUGGUGGAUUUGUUAACUGCUUGGAGUAAAUUUUGUGUUCUGGUUAACUGCACUCUGUAGGCACACUCGUAGAUCAGUAGCCCUAGUGUGCAUGCAUGGUGACUCUGUUGUGUUCUCUUCGAUACCAUGGAACUCGGUGGUGGCCGGUGUUGUAUGUUAUUUUGUGCAUGCAUGCCUUUGUGUGAUCUUAACCUGCGGUACUGUUCUGGACUUUAUUUUAUUCAAGUUCAGAUAGCUUGAACAAGAAUUGGUGGUUCUUAGCAACUUGAAUCAACGAUCCUUAGGAAUUUGAAUCAGCACGAGUUGACUGUACAUGCCAUUGUUGUCGCUCUGCACUUGGCGUGCAAUUUGUAGGUGCAGCGGAUGCUUUUUGAGAGACGUUUCCCUGUCAUAACUUGGGAAGUACUGUGUAGCAAGCUCUGUAGCAAUGUAGCAAGAGACUUAUGCUACUGCACUACAGUGUUCAUGCGUUAUUGUCAUUUAUUCCUGCAGUUAUUUGAGCAAAAUGAAAAUUAGUAAUUAAAGGUGCGGCAUGCAGUAUGUCUAUUCUUAGUUUACUCACAUCAAUGAUUGUUAACAGCUCAGUGCAGAUGUCAUGAGUUGUUCUGCAUGUUCACGUUAUUGUGAAAUGUGAGCAAACUUAAUUCAAACAUCUAGCUAUGGUUCAGCUCUAGUUUUUUUUUUGCAUGAAUACUUGUGAAACCCAGGAAUUCUUUUAAUUUAAACCAAUUUUUAAGAAUUUAUGAAAGAUGGCAAUCUUUAUAAACUGAUUCAAAAUAAUGUUUACAGCUCUGUAUCUUCACACACACACACAAGAAUGCAGAUAUUGUAACAUACACCUGUUGGUUCACUAAAGUGGACAAGAUUGGCAUCUGAGUAUGUGGUUCUACAUUGUACCACUAUGUUGUACAACUACAUUGUCAGUCUCGUGCAAUGAAAAUGUGCCAAAUACUUGCAAAAGGUUAACAAGCUGAUUUGUUUAAACACUUUAUCCCAAGCCUUUUGCAGAGCUAUUGCACUUCUCUGUUUUUUUUUUAGCUGCUUCAAUUUUUUUUCUGAAGUGUUGAUAGCUUAAACAAAAAUUUUUCCCUUAUCAAUUGGUACAUUUUCAGUUUUUAAGUACUGCAGAGUUCAUUUGAAUCAGUUCAGCAAUCGCACAGUGAGAACAUUUCUGCUUUUUGCAUGUGCCCGAAUAUAAAAAUGGGAUUUGGUCUAACCUCUUCGAUGACAUUGUACCAGGCUUGCCGUGACCCAGUGCUGUCGUGGCAAGCCUGCCCUAACUCCGCCACCGCCUAUUUAAAUACAUGCAAACACUUUUCUUAGAUAACCCCUGGGCCAAUUUUAUUGAAAAUGACUGCAUUUAAGAGAAAAAGUAUAAUUCUAGUGACUGUUGCAAGCAGAAUUUUGAGUUAUGGCCCUGAGGUUUUUACAAAAGUUGUCGAAAAUUUGUAAGGUUGAAAACAUAAAAGCACAAUGUUUACAAAUCCACAACUCUGCACCAAAAACAGAUAUUGCAGUUCUGUAAAUUGCAUUUGUCAGAACAUCCAAAGCAGACAAAUUUGAUAUAAUAAUUUAUACCUUACUUAAAUUUGUUACAUUGUUUACAAAGGGUUUGCAAAAGUGCUACUUACAUAUUAGUAGCGUACUUAAGAGCCAUGUAUAAUACAUCAACUUUAUCUGCCUUGGAUAUACUAUUAGAUGAAAUUUACAGAAUUGCAAUAUCGUUUUUCAUUGCUGAGUUGUAAACUUGUUAGUCUCGUUUUCUGAAGAUUUGCAAUUUUCAACAAUAUUUAUAAAAAGAUUGAUGAUCUAAAUCAAGAACUCGCUACCAACUGUCAUUAUAUUUUAACUUUUUCUUUUAAAUGCAACAAAGCUAAUCAAACUUGGUGCAGUGGUUGUAAAAAAAUAAACCGUCUUUCCUUUCCCAUGUAUUAAGAUUGGAGCCUGCGAGCUAAAGCUUCCUCUUAAGGGUCACCUUCAAGAAAAUUUCAGUUUGACUAAAUUGGUACUAAUUUUUUUAUACUACAGAAGCAAUCUUGGCAAAACUUCAGGGCUGGUUAUUGGCUAGUUUUCCUUUUGGCAGCCAGUAAGCAGCACUUAAGCAGACCAUGCGUACAUUUGGUAGUUAGCAAGUGUUACGAAGGACCAACAUGUUGCCUCCGAGAUUUCACGGUGUUCUGCAAGCAGCUGAGAGUGGCGCCCAAUCUUGCAAGUCAUGUUGAGAAGCCGUGGGCUUCGAAUAGUGCGACACUUCUGGCGAGCGGUAAUGCUGUCAUGUUUUUCAGUUUUGGCAUCAAAAACGUCUACAUUUGUGAGCGUUUUUGUGAUGCAUCCAUUCAUAUUUCAAACAUAAUAUGUCUCACAGAGGCUGCUCUGUAUUUAUACUAUCUGAAGCUAGGAUUUUUAUGCGACACAAAAUUUUUUUGUAGUUGGCCUUUGAUUCUCACCAUGUUGACUACUUGUUUGGAGUACCAUAUCAAUCCUGAAGAGCAUUAAUGUGCUUAACUGUUUCACUUUAUAAGACUUUUGCCUGUGUCAAGCAAUUGCUGGCCUGUUUUUAAGCAUUCUUGAACAUAUUUGUUGGCUAUUUCUUUAGCUUUAGUCACAAUGUACUAGUGCCAAGUUUUGUAUGCAAAUUCUAUGCAACAUUGCCAUUAGCACUUUUUCACCUUGUAGUUUUUUUAUCUCCAGCAUGUGCAAAUUUAUAUUCCUGUAUGAUGAGACUUGAGUUUGUUUUAUUUCCUAGUGUUUUAUAUAGUCUUUUCUUUCCCUUCUUGAAUGGCACUCUUGUGUUCAAAAGUUGUUUCGUGCCUUAUUCAGUAUUUUGCGGUCCGACUCUGAGCAUGCAUAUUAAAGUCAUGCAUGCUGCAUUUAAGUGCCUUGCUCAUGUUGCAGAUUGCACACGAUAAGGUAUUGAAAUUCUGAAUAAAGUUGUUGGAUAUUCAGAUUAAAACUGCAUCGUUUUCUUGUCA